Mercenaria mercenaria is the source of this 1449-nucleotide messenger RNA. RefSeq lists its product as uncharacterized. The transcript has 6 exons. The coding region runs from base 1 to 1290 and encodes 429 amino acids. The record is from RefSeq and is a predicted model, not a curated record. NCBI's taxonomy places the organism in Eukaryota, Metazoa, Mollusca, Bivalvia, Venerida, Veneridae.
AUGGGACAAGAUUAUUUUAUGCAGAAACAUAUCAAACCUAAUAGGAUUGCAAAAUACAAAAGACCGAGAAAUUUAUAUUUUGCAGUGAUUGGAGCAACGAUAUCUCUAAAAAGCAGCGAUGAUCGUCUAACACGUCUUGUAGAAGAAACUACUAAAAGAGUUUUCAAAGCUGCUUUAAAAGAAAGUGGGGAUAAAGAACUGACUUCAAAAGUUGUAGCAGCUGUUCAGAAAAUCUUACAGGAGGUCGAACACUUCGACGGUGUUGCUAUUUCUGAUGUAGAAACGCAUUGCAUCAGGCUGACAAUAAGAUGUAAGACUUGUCGUGGAUUACUGGAACUACUGAAGUAUUUUGAAAGCGAUUCAUUCAAGGAAACACUCAAAGAAUUGUGCUCAGCUUUAGAAGAAGAGUAUCAUUGUCGUUUUAUCAUCACGGUAGAGAUAACAAAAGAAAGCCUGGAAGAAAUUAUGAACAACCUUAAAAAAGAUAUGUCUGAGAGCAUGGAAGAGGAACAAUAUCAAAAGGAAGAUGACUUGCAAAACAGACAACAGGUUCAUCAUGACAACUCCUCUGUUAAGGACUUUAUUGUCACAGACAGGAAAGUGAAGAUAAUUAUUCCAUUUAGGUCUUCGUACGAAAAUUUCGAGCGAAAAUGUAAGACGUGGUUUAACAUUCCUGAACAAAUACGGGUGGUUUUCUUUGUGACAGUCGGCGACGAGGAAAUACAGCUAGACAACGAUGCGAUUGCGACUCAACCACGCUUGACAAAACUUAUCAUAGAAGAAAAUAUAACAGGUUUUUCUGAACACAUGAAAGAGAAAGGAGCGAUAAAACAAAGCAUGUCGGUAGGGAGUACGACCACGACCAUAAAAGAAGGGCUGAGAAAAAGUCAAAACAUUAACUACAAAAUCACACAUGAACAAGGAAUUCAACAAACAGAUGAUCGUACGGAAGGUAUCGUAUCUGGAGACAAUGGAAAGGAUUCUGUGUUCUCGCCUUUAAAGAAGGUAACAGGUGAAGAAACGAGCGCAUCAGCAUCCGGAUGCAUGUCAAUUCCAGAGCUAGAUUCGGAUGAUGAGGAAAUUUUGUCGUUAGAGAAAGAAUUGGACGCUUUGGAAAAAGAUGAAAUCAAGCUGAGGAAGGUAAAGCAAAAAGAAGAGCUACGACAAAAAGUUAUACAGAAAAGGAAAGAGGUCAAUGCACUAAAAGGUUUGGACAUUUCUUCUUCUAUAUUCAAAUUAAGUUCAACUUCAGUCAACGAACAAGUCAUUGAUAAGAAACCUCUAAAUUAAAUAGUAAAAGUGUGCUAGACUUGGCGCCUAUCACGACUGCAGAUUUAAGGAAAUCAAAAUCGCUCAGGAAACGGUCCAACAAACAUUUAAAAGAAUUAGGCUUACAGGUUGAUUCAAGUGAAUCAAGUUCGGACAGUUCCGAUUCGGAUAGUGACUCUG